This is a messenger RNA of Penicillium bovifimosum, 1224 nucleotides long. Its product is annotated as iron-containing alcohol dehydrogenase. The record is from RefSeq and is a predicted model, not a curated record. The transcript has 3 exons. Gene Ontology annotation, cellular component: mitochondrion. Lineage: Eukaryota; Fungi; Ascomycota; Eurotiomycetes; Eurotiales; Aspergillaceae. Gene Ontology annotation, molecular function: metal ion binding; alcohol dehydrogenase (NAD+) activity. Bases 1 to 1224 code for a protein of 407 amino acids.
AUGCCAGAAGAAACGGUUCGGCCUGCCUUUGAAGGUCGUGAGCGACCACUCAUUUCUUAUGGCAUUGCCUUCCCCGCAGCUACUGCCCGUCAUCUCACCGAUACCUUCAAGGCCUCGCGUGUAUAUGUGGUCUGCUCGGGAUCACUGGCGCGAAACACAGAUGUAAUAGCCCAGCUGGAGACGACUCUGGGACCAAAACUGGUUGGCCGUCGAAUUGGUAUGCAAAGCCACACUUUGUGGUCAGAGGUGCUGGAGAUCACCCAAGACAUUCGAACUGUGCAUGCUGAUCUGCUCUUGACUGUCGGAGCUGGGAGCUUGACCGAUGGUGCCAAGAUUGUUGCAUUGGCACUCGCAAACGAGGUCAGCACACCAGAGGAACUUGAAACCCUUGCAUCAGGUCCCAAACAACGAAAAGAGAUUAGAGCACCGACUCUCCCAAUCGUCUCCGUGCCCACCUCUCUCUCCGCUGGCGAAUACUCCAAUUUCGCCGGCGGCACGGAAGAUAAGUCAAAGCGCAAACACAGCUUUCAAGCACCGACUCGUGGACCCCAGCUGGUAAUCCUUGACCCAGAGCUGGUGAAAACCACUCCAGAUUCAAUCUGGCUUAGUACCGGCGUGCGCGCAAUUGACCAUUGUGUUGAAACCCUGUGCGCGGUGGCCGGCACGACCGAGAAAUCAGAUAAUUUAGCUCGGCGUGGACUAAGCCAGCUGGUCCCCGGUCUGUUGCGGUGCAAGAAAGAUCGCGCAGACAGUGAUGCGCACUUGCAAUGUCAACUGGGCUCCGUGGAUGCCAUGGCGGCGUGUACGAGCGGGUCGAUUGAGUUGGGUGCUAGUCAUGGGAUUGGACAUCAGCUUGGUCCACUAGGCGUCGGCCACGGCGAGACCAGCUGUAUUCUACUUCCCGCUGUGUGUAAGUUCAACGCAAAGCACAACGCCAACCGUGAGCAACAAGACAAAGUGCGCGAAUUUCUCAUCCAAGAUCCGGUUGUACUGGAAGUUCUACGGGGCCGUUCGGUUACCGUCGAAACGUCCGACCUGGGCGAUAUUCUGGAUGUCAUCAUCCGUGAACUGGGAAUGCCUCGUAGCUUGAGCGAUUUCCAUGUAGGACGUGACAAAUUGGAUGUAUUGGCCGAAAAUAGUCUGCAUGAUCGUUGGUGCAAGACCAAUCCGGUGCCACUCAAGGAGAAGGAACAGGUAUUGGAGAUUCUGGAAAUGGUGGUUUAA